Molecule: messenger RNA, 960 nt
Organism: Anolis sagrei ordinatus
Lineage: Eukaryota; Metazoa; Chordata; Lepidosauria; Squamata; Anolidae
Product: olfactory receptor 5T17-like
Biological process (GO): sensory perception of smell; G protein-coupled receptor signaling pathway
Cellular component (GO): membrane
Molecular function (GO): odorant binding; G protein-coupled receptor activity; olfactory receptor activity
Source: RefSeq, a predicted model, not a curated record
AUGACAGAAGAAAACAAUACCACUCCAAUCAAUGAAUUUGUAUUUGCCAGCUUAACAAAUAAUCGUGUACUGCAGAUAAUCAUCUUUCUAGUAUUCCUAACUUUCUAUCUUACUACUUUGGUGACAAACCUUGGAAUGAUUGCUCUAAUAAUUGUCAGUCCUCGCCUUCACAUCCCAAUGUACUUCUUUCUUAGCAACCUCUCUCUAUUAGAUGUCUGCUUUUCUUCUGUGGUGACCUGUAAGACCUUAGUAAAUCUCUUAGUAGAGAAAAAGUCAAUUUCUUUUACUGGAUGUGCUAUGCAAAUGUAUUUUGUAAUAGGUCUGGGAAGCACAGAGUGUUUUCUCCUUGCUGCCAUGGCAUAUGAUCGCUAUGUGGCGAUCUGUAAACCAUUAUUGUACCAAAUCCUUAUGUGUCCUAGACUCUGUAUUCUUCUUCUGGUGGGAUCAUAUAUUCUGGGGUUUUUGCAUUCUCUUCUUCAUACCAUCUUCACCUUUCAACUCUCAUUUUGUCAGUCAAAUGAGAUCAAUCAUUUGUACUGUGACAUCACUGCACUUCUGUCGCUUUCUUGUAAUGAUAUCUACAUCAAUGAGCUCUUGAUUUUUUAUGUAGCUGGACUUGUAGAAGCAACAACACUUCUAAGUGUCCUGGUUUCUUAUGUUUAUAUCCUCACCAAUAUUGUUGGGAUUGGAUCUGCUGCAGGUAGACUCAAAGCUUUCUCCACAUGCACCUCCCACCUGGCUACUGUUACAAUCUUUCAUGGAGCCAUUCUCAUUCUGCAUUUCCGGGCCAGGUCUAGUGGGGGAUCUUCUGUCCAAGAUGUGGUUGACAAAUUUUUGUCCGUGUUCUACACCAUUGUUAUCCCCAUGCUGAAUCCUUUGAUCUAUAGCCUGCGAAACAAGGAAGUGAAAUAUGCCUUAGGAGGAAUUCAAAGAAAAGUAUGCAAUGAAAUGAUAAGCUAG